Messenger RNA from Penicillium daleae, 609 nucleotides. Its product is annotated as geranylgeranyl pyrophosphate synthetase. Bases 1 to 609 code for a protein of 202 amino acids. The transcript has a single exon. The record is from RefSeq and is a predicted model, not a curated record. NCBI's taxonomy places the organism in Eukaryota, Fungi, Ascomycota, Eurotiomycetes, Eurotiales, Aspergillaceae.
AUGCCAGAACCCAAAACAGCCUCCGAGGAGCUCGUCGAGAUCUCCCGCCUCUGUCUCGACUCCUUUGCUCCAGCAAAAGCAAUCAUUACUGAUGUGAAGCACCUGGCUUCUUAUAACUGGGUCGAAGCAUCCACACCCACCAUCGCUGUCCCAGGCAGUCCAGCUCGAUGGUCUGCUCCUCAAGGGCCACGACGCGUGAAGAAAGAUAGCGGCCUUGUUUAUAUUGCUCAGAAUGUUGCUCGUCAUCCUGAUAGCCCUCUAGAGCCGUUAUUCCGCUCCCUUUAUAUCGAGCAGCCUUUGUUCGACAUCAGCUCAAUUGACGUCGUGACCGACCGAAACAACAUUCGCAAGCUUCUAUCGUUUAUCAAGCCCACUUUGACCAAAAAUGGACUCGAUCCAUUCACCAUCCAGGUGGAUAUGGCCGCUCAGACUGCGAUAUUCUGUCGUGACGAGACCGCUACCUAUGAAGUAAUUGGGCCGGGCGAAUUCCGGGGCUUUGGUCAUGAAUUCGAGAAAGCAUACACCAUCCCUCAGGUUAGAGACAGCACUGGGCACCAUCGCAUAAUUUCCUACCGAUCUCGGUGGUGUGAGUUUUCUCGUGCGCCAUGA